AUGAACGGAUACCUGAAGUUGGCUAUUCUCAUUGGCUUCGUCACCUUGUGCUUGUCGCAUCCUCGUGAGUUUUUUCGCUUUUUGAUGUUGUUUUAGGUAAUAUAAGUGCUUUGAUUUUAUGGUUUUUUUUUAUUUUAUUGACCAGUCGAUAAAUGCUGAAAUUUAAUCGACCAGCCGAUAAUUUUUGAAAUUUUAUCGACCAGUUGAUAAUUUUUAAAACAUUUCCCGAGUUUUUGUAUAAAAUUUUUUACCAUGCUCCACUUCAGAAUUCCGUGUAUUGAAAUGCCGCACCACCGACGGUCAACUCAAGGCUGGACCAGAACAGGCCCACUGUAACAUGAUCAUCAAGGACUCGGAGACCGAACUGCCCGGUCGUCCAGCUCCAGAAGGCGAUGGAUGCUUCUACGAGACCGUGAACGGUGAGGAACGUUUGUACUGCGACUUGGUUUGCCCCAAGGCUCACACCGUCUUCAACGCUCACAUCGAACAGGGCCACAAGUCGUGCUUUAACUUCUACACCUACCAAUUGGAGCGUCGCGCUGACGAAUGGUACAUCUGGAGAUCUGGAAAGUGCUUGAACUCCACUGCCACCUUCACUGUUGGCUGCAAGUUCGACGAGCCUUUCAACACUCAAUUCGCCAACGACAACGAGGUCUUCGCUCGUUUGGCCGCUAGACGUGUCGCUUAA
Messenger RNA from Bursaphelenchus okinawaensis, 688 nucleotides. The record is from the annotation of a GenBank genome assembly. Lineage: Eukaryota; Metazoa; Nematoda; Chromadorea; Rhabditida; Aphelenchoididae.